CAAUCUUUCUAGCUCUAUGAAGCUCAAUGAAAAAUUAUCAGAAAUUCCAAAUAAUUGAUUUAGAAAUUAGAAUUAAUCAGCUUUAAUUUAAGUAAUAUAGACUAUUUUUUUAUAAAAUGGAAACAGAAGUGAAAAACAAUCCAAAUUCCAGUGAGGAAAUAGACGAUAAUAUUAAAAUAGCGGAGGACUUCAAAAACCAAGCGAAUGAAUGUUUCAAAAAGCAAGACUAUGAUUCUGCUAUUAAAUACUAUACUCAGGCAAUUGAGGCAAACCCUAAAUCAGCGGUUUAUUUCGGAAACCGUAGUUUUGCUUAUUUGAAAUUAGAAUGGUUUGGUUAUGCGUUAGACGAUGCAACAAAAGCAAUCGAAUUGGACAAAAAUUAUAUAAAGGGUUAUUAUAGGAGAGCGUCAGCCAAAAUGUCUCUAGGUAAAUUUAAGGAAGCUUUAAAGGAUUUUGAGUUAGUAACUAAAAUAAGACCGAAUGAUAAAGAUGCAAAGUUAAAAUUCAAGGAAUGUGAUAAAAUUGUUAGAAAACUAGCCUUUGAAAAAGCAAUUGCUGUAGAUGAUAUGAAGCAGAAUAUUGCAGAUACAAUCAAUUUGGAAGCAAUGACUAUAGAAAAUGACUACAAAGGGCCUCGAUUAGAGGAGAAUGGCAAAAUAACUUUAGAAUUUAUGAAAGAAUUGAUGGAAUUGUAUAAAAAGCAAGGAAAGUUACAUAGGAAAUAUGCAUUCAAGAUUCUGCUAGAUAUUAAGACUUAUUUAAUGUCUCAACCUUCACUAGUUGAUGUAACAAUUGAACCGAACAAAAAAUUUACUGUUUGUGGUGAUAUUCAUGGACAGUUUUAUGAUCUUAUGAAUAUAUUUGAAUUAAACGGCCUACCUUCAGAAUCAAAUCCUUACCUAUUCAAUGGAGACUUUGUUGACCGUGGUUCUUUUUCAGUUGAGUGUAUCUUUACACUGUUUGGUUUCAAAUUAUUAUACCCCAAUCACUUCUUCAUGUCUAGAGGUAACCAUGAAAGUUCAACAAUGAAUGAAAUGUAUGGUUUUCAUGGUGAGGUAAAAUCAAAAUAUUCAGCUAGAAUGUCCGAAUUCUUCAAUGAAGUAUACAAUUGGUUACCAUUGGCACAUUGUCUGAACAAGAAGGUUCUUGUUAUGCAUGGAGGUCUUUUUUCAAAGGAUGGAGUUACCUUAGAUGAUAUUAGAGAAACAGAUCGUAAUAGGCAGCCCCCAGAUGAAGGUCCUAUGUGUGAUUUGUUAUGGUCUGAUCCUCAACAUCAAAACGGAAGAGCUCCUAGUCGUAGAGGUGUAGGAUGUCAAUUUGGACCAGACAUAACAGAAGCUUUUUUGAAGGAGAAUAAUCUUGACUAUAUAAUCAGGAGUCAUGAAGUUAAACAUGAAGGAUACGAAGUUGCCCAUGGCGGAAAAUGCAUUACGGUGUUUUCUGCACCUAAUUAUUGUGAUACUAUGUGUAAUAAAGGUGCAUUUAUCAACCUAAAUGGAAGUGAUUUAACACCAAAAUUUGUGACAUAUGAAGCUGUGCCUCAUCCAGAUGUGAAAGCAAUGGCAUAUGCUGAUGCCUUUUACUGUAUAUAAACAUACCUAAAAGGCUGAGUCACUGUUCAUUUUACUAGUAGUACCUGUUAGGUUCAGUAUCUUUAGUUUACCACUUUCACUCUGCUAAACAGGACAUAUGAUCGAACUCCAUAUUUUAAUAUCCAAUUUCUUGAACAUAUUUAUUAGCAAAUUCAAUAGAAUGUAUUGUUUUUUUGUAUGAUGGAAAGAAUAAAUUUUUAGAGUAUUUUAUUCACGAAAUCAUUCCUGAAAAAACAAUUUUGAAUUGUUAAUUUGAUUGGAAUUUUUUUCAUCAUAUCCUUGAUUAUGUUGUAGUUAUUCUUCUGAUAAUUGAGUCAAUAAAAAAGUUUUUAUUA
Messenger RNA from Coccinella septempunctata (seven-spotted ladybird), 1927 nucleotides. It is a transcript of the gene PpD3, whose product is annotated as serine/threonine-protein phosphatase 5. Gene Ontology annotation, molecular function: protein serine/threonine phosphatase activity; protein binding. The record is from RefSeq and is a predicted model, not a curated record. Gene Ontology annotation, cellular component: nucleus; cytosol. The transcript has 8 exons. Bases 117 to 1592 code for a protein of 491 amino acids. NCBI's taxonomy places the organism in Eukaryota, Metazoa, Arthropoda, Insecta, Coleoptera, Coccinellidae.